GGCGCUAAAGUGAGCCCGCGAGCUCCGAGAACGGCGGUCUGGUCCUUUAAGCUCCACGGGGCGGAGUCUAGGGCGGAAGUAAUAGGGCCGGGCUGGACUCCGGCAAAUGAAAGGCGGAAGUUCCCAAUUUUGCAGUCAUGGCGCAGGAAGGGGAAGAUAUCAGAGAUUACAAUUUGACUGAGGAACAGAAGGCAAUCAAGGCCAAGUAUCCGCCAAUCAAUAGGAAGUUCGAGUAUUUGGAUCAUACAGCGGAUGUCCAGUUACACGCAUGGGGAGAUACUCUGGAGGAAGCAUUUGAGCAAUGUGCAAUGGCCAUGUUUGGUUACAUGACAGAUACUGGGACUGUGGAACCCCUCCAAACCAUAGAAGUAGAAACUGAAGGAGAUGACUUACAGUCUCUUCUGUUUCACUUUUUGAAUGAGUGGCUUUAUAAGUUCAGUGCUGAUGAAUUCUUCAUACCCCGGGAAGUGAAAGUACUUAAUAUUGAUCAAAGAAAUUUCAAAUUACGGUCAAUUGGGUGGGGAGAAGAAUUUUCAUUGUCCAAGCACCCUCAGGGAACGGAAGUCAAAGCAAUAACAUAUUCAGCAAUGCAAGUCUAUAAUGAAGAGAAGCCAGAAGUUUUUGUGAUCAUUGAUAUUUAAGACACCAGAAAAAAAAGACACUCCUAUAAAUGACUGUUUUUUUCCUCUUCCUUUUUAGAGGAUACCAUGACUUAAAUUCUGUAAUAUCUUUUGAUAUGUGAAAAUUUGUAGAGUGUACAUUUUUAAUGUGAAGUGUGACUUUCUGAAAUGAAAAAUCAGGGCACAGUCUUGGCCUCUGUUUCUCAGAUAUUCAAAUUUUAAAGAGUUCGUCAGUUCUUGUGG
This is a messenger RNA of Carlito syrichta (Philippine tarsier), 863 nucleotides long. It is a transcript of the gene TSLIG1, whose product is annotated as zinc finger and BTB domain containing 8 opposite strand. The record is from RefSeq and is a predicted model, not a curated record. Gene Ontology annotation, cellular component: tRNA-splicing ligase complex. Gene Ontology annotation, biological process: tRNA splicing, via endonucleolytic cleavage and ligation. NCBI's taxonomy places the organism in Eukaryota, Metazoa, Chordata, Mammalia, Primates, Tarsiidae. The coding region runs from base 138 to 641 and encodes 167 amino acids. The transcript has 7 exons.